AUGGCCGAUGCUGCUAGGGAGAAGGUGUAUCAGGACGCGAUGAACGAGCUGCAUGAGGUGAUCAUCCAACACAAGAACGACAACUUAGAGCGCAGUAUGACCCCAUUUGAAGUUGAAAGCACCCACCGAAUAACUUUGACCCCCGAGUCAUCACCGGAGAUUCCUCCGUCCAACGAGACCGAGGAUGAGAUUCAGGAGGUGGACGAUAAGUACAGGAUCUUUCGUACAGAGUCUCCUUUGAGACACAUCGGCUUCAAAGAGCUCACUCCCGUGACCUACGUCCCGCCGCCGCUGCUGCAGGUCCUUUCUCCCCAGGCAUCGUUCCGCGCAGGACCGCAGCAGCUUCUCAGUACGAUAGAAAUUCAGCCAAUAAAUCUCCUUGAGGAGAAGAAAGCAGCUGAGGAGGAACAAGUUGCUCCGACGGAGCUUGUCCAAACCUUCAGUCGAGUGAUGAAGGACACUGGCAGCUUGUUUGAGGCUAUUCAGAAUGAAGAUACACGCCGAGUAUUCUGA
Messenger RNA from Guillardia theta CCMP2712, 513 nucleotides. RefSeq lists its product as hypothetical. The record is from RefSeq and is a predicted model, not a curated record. NCBI's taxonomy places the organism in Eukaryota, Cryptophyceae, Pyrenomonadales, Geminigeraceae. The transcript has 2 exons. Bases 1 to 513 code for a protein of 170 amino acids.